AUGUGCGGACAGAGCUUGUCGCUGGAACUUGAACGUCGCAAUAUGGGCACAUUACAUCAAGCAAUGCGUGAGACAUGGGGGCAGUGCGGACUUGACUGGCGAAUCUACAGCAGAAGCAUCCAACGGCAGGUCGCUGUUGGUGCUUGCAAUGCGUCGGGCUGCAGCAGAACAGGCAGCACCGCAAAGACUGCCCACAGAGCCACCGACUGGAUGCCCGUUCCUGGCCCGGGCACUGUUCGUGAGGCAAGGUACAAGCGCAAGCACGCCGUGCCAGAACGGAGCACAUGCACCCAGCCCCAGGCCCCGGUACGCAGCGCUGCGUAUCUGUACCUGUGGCGGGACUCGCUGCAGACGACGGAGGUGCCUGGUUGCCCUAAACCGCCUCGAAACCUGCAUCAGCUCCCUCUGGCCUGUGACCUCCCCCCCAUCAUGGGGAGACUGCUAGAAUGCUCUUCCGCUCCUCGUGGCUACUUGUGCCGGAAUUCUACGGCUUGGACCGCGCAUCCCACACGCAAUUCAUGCGGCCAUGGCUCAGACGGCUGCACACCAUCACGACGCCCACGCAUUAUUGCGAGUACCACCACCAACCCUCAGCUAACCACCAUCGCCCUGUGCGCCACGCAUCUGGCGGCGAUGACCCCCCGGCCUGUGUCACUUUCUGAUGGGGGCUUGUGUCUCUCGUUUGGCACUGUCGCUCGAGCGGAGCCACCGCAAUGCCUGCAGGAUCCGACCUGGGGCCAGUGUCUGUCCGGUCCCCAUGAUACUGUGACGGACAGGCGAAACGGUGCGGCUUGUCUUUGUUCUUGCAGCGGCGUCCCACGCGCCUCGAGCUGGAAGCGGUUUGGCGCCGACAGUAGCAGAACGGCGGGAGAGCUUCUCCCCCCUGUCGAGGACUCGAGUCGAGUCGCACCCCCGGCCUUCAGCAGCUGUGACGACCGUCAUUGUGCCGAGUAUACACAUAAGCUGUUUCCUCCUGCGCUAAAAAAAGGAGACCUGUACAACCUUUUUGCAUGCAUCACAAGCAUCAUGGAAUCAAAUCCAGAUCCCCCUGAAACAGUCAUUAUUGACUCUUCCGAGAACGAUCUAGACUUCGACUGUAACGAUGCAGCAACGAAUCACGAAUCGAAUACAAACAUGCCAUUACCAACGUUUGGAAUGAGCCGCGAGGACCUUGAGCUUGCUCUUCUACAUGAAAAUGAGAUGAUCAUCAAUUGCACUGAGCUUAAUCCGCGGGCUGCUGAAAUCUUGGAUGCGCAGGCAAGAGAUAAUCGUCUGAUAAUUCCACAGCAAAUACCCGUCACAUUGGAGGAACGGAUGAGAUAUGCAGAGGAGCAUGUUAGGCCAACACUACCUGAUUUACCAGAAGAGCUUGAAGAAGAAGAAGUGCCAACAAACAGUCAAGAUGACCAAGUCGAGCCCAUUUUGCUUUCCGCUGCAACAGCCAACGAUAUUGCUUCGCUUAGCCAACCAGUCUUUGUCGAGUCGCUUAUCUAUUCGCCUGGAAUUCCCGAGUACCCCAAUACAAGCGUCAAUGGAGUUGGUUACUGUAUUCCCAGAAACGGUAUUGAAUCCAAUGACUUUCAUGAACCUUGGUCAUCCAUACAAUACAAUAUGAUGCGCAUAUCAGCAACAAGGGACAGCUCAACAGUGUUUUUUGGUGGAAUUCCCUGCCGAAGAACAACAUAUAAGUGCACUGGUGGCCGGGCUUGUGAAUUUGUUUCAACUACCAAAUGGGACCAUUCAGAAAUCAGUGAAGAGCUUAUGUAUAGUCUCCAGACAAUACGAGAAGAACUACACUCUCCAAGCUUAUUUAGGAAGGCUAUAAGUUUUGCCCGAGGAUUCCGAAUUGCUUUUGAAAAGCAAAAAUCUUGCCGUGCAUUUUUACCCUCAUGUGAACUUCAGUUACGUGAGAGUGAAACACAUAUUGGCAAUAUUACAGAACGUCACUAUUGGGUACGCUGUUGCAAUGCUGUACCAACCCUUCCAGGCGCCAUCUCCAAUCAUUGUACAGCCUAUUGCGAUCAAUCUUACAAAGAGCAUCAUUCAGCAAUCAAAGACGUUCUAGCAGGUAGACAAUUGCAUGAAUAUGAAGAAUGUUAUUUCUUUGAUUCAAAUCGGCGAAAAAGAUCAACUUGCGAUGUUGAUCAUAUCAUGCGUCGGGGAAAGAUUGUUAAACGGAGCUGCAACGCUUGAUGGGUGUUUUUUACACCCCUCGUUGACAGAAUGCCAGCAAUUUUAAUUGCAGCAUAUGGCAUUUAUACACAUCCUCCCCCGCCCCCUAAAAAGCUUCCUGCAGCUAUUGCAACUGAUUUCUUUAAUAUUGUGAAAUCUAC
Molecule: messenger RNA, 2333 nt
Organism: Trichoderma reesei QM6a
Lineage: Eukaryota; Fungi; Ascomycota; Sordariomycetes; Hypocreales; Hypocreaceae
Exons: 11
Coding region: 1-2193 (730 amino acids)
Source: RefSeq, a predicted model, not a curated record